Molecule: messenger RNA, 502 nt
Organism: Neoarius graeffei (lesser salmon catfish)
Lineage: Eukaryota; Metazoa; Chordata; Actinopteri; Siluriformes; Ariidae
Product: phospholipase A2, minor isoenzyme-like
Exons: 4
Coding region: 1-447 (148 amino acids)
Biological process (GO): lipid catabolic process; phospholipid metabolic process; arachidonate secretion
Molecular function (GO): phospholipid binding; calcium ion binding
Source: RefSeq, a predicted model, not a curated record
AUGAAGACGCUCCACACUAUUCUCCUGCUCGUAUUUAUGACUUUUGCUCAGGCUUUUGACUACAAGGCAUUGUGGCAGUUCAGGUCUAUGAUCAUCUGUGUCCAGCCCGAUAGCUGGCCCGCCAUAGACUACGCUGACUACGGCUGCUACUGCGGUUUGGGUGGCUCAGGAACUCCUGUUGAUGAGCUGGACAGAUGCUGUCAGGUACAUGACCACUGUUACAGUGACGCCAUGCAACAUGAAGCAUGCUGGGCAAUCCUGGACAACCCUUACACCGAGAUCUAUGCCUAUAAUUGUGACAAAGCCACUAAGACAAUAACCUGCAAUAGCAAGAACAACGAGUGCGAGAUGUUCAUCUGUGAAUGUGACCGUAAAGCUGCUGAGUGCUUUGCUGUGUCCAGCUAUCAUGAGGAAAACAAGAACCUGCCUAGUGAUCGCUGCAAAUGAUUUCUAGACAACUUACCAUACCAAGCAGUAGAGCUAGUCAGUAUUUGCACAAGAC